UCACGACUUUUUACAACCAAGAUAUUUAAAGGCCGUUUCCCCCAGAAUCAUUUUUACUCUCUAAAAUGUUUUCUGUUAAAUAUCACAUCGUUAUAUAUAUAGUUAUUUUUUGAAAGAUAACAGUAUUUACAGUUUCUGUUCUCCAGAUAGUGAUUUUGAUUCGACUUGUUCUGAUAAAAUAGACCAGUUUGAAUUCUCUCCGCUGAAUUAUUCAGACUUUUUUCUUCCAAAUAUUACGCAUUUUAAAAUAUAAUCGACUUUCUUUAAAACAAAUAUUUAAACCUUUUUUUUGUCUAAAAAUCACAACUUUUCUGUCGCAUUAUUACAACUUUCCUCUGAGUUUCCUCUCAGUAGAAAUCUCUCACGCCAAACUGUCCCCUUUAAUUCCUCUGUAUUCUGAAGCUUCAACAUUUAUACAAACGUUAUCACUAAAAACAUGCGGAAAAGGCUGUUUCCUGAUGUCUCUCAACACAAGCACGCUGACGUCUUAGAGAUGCACCAACUUUCCCUUCCUCUACUUUCAGAAAAACAAAUCUGUCUCAAACGAUUGCCACACAUUUGCUGUCUCAUUAUCACCGUGCAUAACACUCCCAUUAAACCAGACAUGUUCAGACCUCCAGACGUUCAUUCUCUCGGUGAUCUUGUCAGAGUUUUCCGGAGCGUCGGUGCGGAGGAUAUAUUUCUCAGAGAGACUGAACAUGAACUGCAGGAUGAAAAUGCGGCGGCACAGGGUGUUCUUGCUGUGCACGGUGGGGCUGUGCGUCAUCUCCUUCCUGCAUUACUACAAGGCCCUCCAUUACGUGUCCCUGCUGCGAGAGCUCUCCGCCCCCUACCCCAACAUCAAGUCCUUCAUCAUGGUCACCGGCUUCUUCUGGAGGGAGAAGGGCGUGGGCAGCACCCCGAUUAGCCCCGCCUCCCCAGAAGAGGCCCCACCCCUUCCCAUCCUCCGCCAAUCGGACACCAAAGCCAGAGCGGUGGCAGGCGAUGGAGGAGUUGGAGGACUGGGGAUCGGGGGGGUCGUGGUGGGAGGAGAUGGGAUCGUUGGUAAUGCAGGGCUGGAGGUGAGGUUGAGGGACGAGCCGGCACCCCCUCACCCCUGGGAGAAACCAGAAGAGAACCAGCGGGGGGACAAUCCCAUUGAUGAGAGAGCUGAAGACCACUUGAAACCCAGAAACCCGAGUCACCCUGCAGGCCCUGACCUCCCGGAGAACCUCCUGGUGGGGAAGCAGCACAAGGACAAAAAACGGAUGCAAGACCCCUUAAAAUUAUUGGGAGACCUCCACACCCGCAAUCACCAGCUCCUCAAUGACAGAACAGCUUUCUUUGUCCGAACCAAAGCCGGAGCCUUUUGUUUUAGGCAGGGAACAGAGGUGGCUACCCAAAAGGAAUACUCUGGGAAAACUGGGGGGGUUGUGGCUAACGGAGCAGGGGAAGGUAAUCGAAAUGCUGGGCAAAGGAAGCCUCUGGAGGUCCAGCAGCAGCCCUCCAUGAAUCCUAAAGCAAAGACCAGAGCCAGAGGGAAUGGGAAGCGCCUGGUGAAGUGUGUGUGUCGGCCGGGGUGGCACGGGCCGUACUGCGGGGUUCCCACCAUGGUGUACCACUCCAACCUGCCCACCAAGGAGCGGUUGACGCCCAGAGAAACCCCGCGGAGGGUCAUCAACGCCAUCAACGUGAACCACGAGUUCGACCUGCUGCACGUACGCUUUCACGAGCUCUCACAGGCAGUCGAUCUCUUCCUCGUCUGUGAAUCCAACUUCACUGCAUACGGAGAGAAACGGCCUCUGAGUUUCCUGCGGCUCCUGCUCAACGGCACGUACGACUACAUUCGUCACAAGAUCCUGUACGUGUUCCUCGAUCACUUCCCAGAGGGCGGUCGGCAGGACGGCUGGAUCGCGGACGACUACCUGCGAACCUACCUGACGCACAACGGCUUGUCCAGGGUGUCGGGUUUAAGAUCGGACGACGUCUUCGUCAUCAACGACGCAGAUGAGAUCCCAGCACGAGAGGGCCUCCUCUUCCUCAAGCUGUUCGAUGGCUGGACGGAGCCUUUCGCCAUCCAUAUGCGCAAGUCGCUGUAUGGAUUUUUCUGGAAGCAGUUUGGCUCUCUGGAGGUGGUGUCCGGCUGCACGGUGGGGAUGCUCCGAGACGUCUACGACGGCGACGGUAUCAAGCUCCGCCGCCGCGAGUACUACACCAUGCCGGGUUUCCGCAAGUACGAGAACGACACAGGCCACAUCCUGGUGCAGUGGUCGGUGGGAAGCCCCUUCCACUUCGCCGGCUGGCACUGCUCCUGGUGCUUCAGGCCCGAGGGCAUCUUCUUCAAGCUGGUGUCGGCUCAGAACGGAGACUUCCCGCGGUGGGGGGACUACGAGGACAAACGUACCCUCAACUACAUCCGGGAUCUGAUCCGGACGGGGGGCUGGUUCGAUGGCUUUCAGGAAUUACCCCCUGUGGACGCCAAAGAGCACAUGUACGCCCCAAAGUAUAUGCUGGAGCACUAUGAACGGUACCGCUACCUCCUGGAGAACCCUUACAGCAAAGCGUCCGAGGGCUAGGAGUUCUGCAUGGAUAGAAUAUGUGACGUAACUAGUAGGACCCGAAUGAGGCCUCGGCACUGAGUUUUGGGGGGCGAAACGGUACUGAAGAACUACUUCUCUCAGUUGGAGGGAUACUACAUGAAUCACCAGGCAGCACUGAUGUUGCAAUCUCUUACAAAUAUUAUUUUGGGGUGAAAAAAGGGAUCACCGAACCGCAUCGUCCUUGGAUUCACAGAGAGGUCUCUGAGAGGAUACAACCACUGGAUAAACAACAUCAUAGAUUUCCUCAUCCCUCCCUUUUUUGGGGGAGGAGCCAAGUCGUCUCUCUUUCUGUCACCCUGUCCUCUCCCGAGCUGAUUGGUCGUUUGGAAGUAAAGAGAGGUAUAUUACAGAGCCGAGUGGAGAAACUUGGAAUUGAGGAAUUGUUUUUUUCUGUCUGUGUUUACUAAAGUUUACGGCUGAUGUUCCCACUUCUUUCUCCCACUUCAGACGUCUUCCUGUCAUAUCUGGUGACCUCCUUCUAGAAAACAGACAUGCUUUAUGUUAUUCUUUGGGUCUCAGUAGAUAAGUAUAAAUCCCAUCACACCCCGCUGGAGAACCCACUGCCAAACGAAAGGAAUGAAUCGAUGGAAAUGUCUCAGUGUCCACAUGCACCUUGUGUGUUUGAAAGUGUGUGUGUGUGGUCUAUCUUUGUGUCAUACUGCGUGGUAGACCGCCUGUGACUGAGGGGGGAGAUGGGGAGGCAGCGAGAUGGGGAGGCAGCGAGAUGGGGAAGCAGGAGGUGGGAAAGCAAGUAAUGAGCAGCGAUGAAAGGGAAAGAAAAGGAGGCUCUCUCUCGACGCUUUCCCACAGUAUCUGCUGACGCGCCAGUGUGGCAGGGAUGAGUGAUCGAAUGUGUGUGUGUACGCUCUGAAUAAAUCAUACCCCGUCGAUGGCAUAUGAGACGGAUGAAACUCGCCGUCAUUGUUUGUCCGAUGAGAGGAAUCGAGAAAGACAAGAUGACCCUUCAGCUUCGUGCGACUGCAAUGACUUAGUUCCCUUGGAAACUAAAGCGGAGUGUGUGAGACGGCCAGGGUGUUUAGAGAUAAGUGGGUGGGUGCUCUUCGGGCGGCGUUCAAACGAGGUCAACGCCGACCGAGAAUCCCCUUAGUUUAAUAUUCCUCUCUCUGCUCGUCGCCCACUCUCUGAAACAGACACUUUCUUUCUGUUUUCGUGCUGCUAAGUGUCCUCUUUCUUCUUCCUCUAGUGUUGGUUUCCUCCUAAUCCCAUAACAAGGCCCGUUUUCUCUCUUCAGUUCAGUUAUUACAUUACAUGUCAUCAAGCGGACACUUUUAUCCCAAGCGACUUACUUGCACUUCAAUACUGUAGACUCCCGGUGCUAUUUUAGACUCUUUGACCUGCUGUAUAUCGAACCACUGACCCUCCGAUAGGUAGACACACAUUUACCCCCUGAGCCACAGCCAAUCUCUCUCUACAUUUGUGACCCGGCCAUUGAAACCAGGCAGAUGUCGCUCCAGCGCAUUUGCGAGAUAGCUGUGGAUUUAUGUCUGAAAGUUAUGUUUUGGUCCUUAUUAGGGUUAAGGUUAGGGUUAGGGUUACACCUUAUGUCUCCCUGAAGAGUGACGGACUCCUAGUAACCUGGCAGUGUAUGAGACAGUUGGUUUCCAUCUGAUUAGAAAUAAAAACAAAGUCUUGGCUCUCAGGAUAUUCAAUUAUUAUCGCCCAAAUGUAGACGAUAAAUACUGUGUUGACGCUUGUGGCGAGCAACUUCACAGCAGAGGCAUUACAACAGGCGGUGUGUUGUGUGUGUGGAAAAUACUCACACACUCCAACACCAACUUUCUGACUCAGAAUCAUAGCUAAUCCAGUCGUGGUCCUAAAGAGGGGGGCAGGAGUAAUAUGCCCCCAAAAUAUCAGGCUUUCAGCCCCCUCAUUGGCUAAAAGUCAUCUGCUAACACUGAAGGCUUCUUUUCCCAGAGUCGUGACAGUCGUCUUGUUUUGUGAAACAUGUUGCUGUAUAUUUGGAGAACACCAAAAGGAUAUCAUUUGAAAGCUAAGAAGCUCCUCGAUCUAACAGUGUAUAUAACCCCAUAGGUUACUUAUGCGCCUCUAUGUCAACUCUUUCCCUCCAGACGUGUACCUCUUCCCUCUUAAUCCUCCGAAGAAUUUCAAUAAUAGGGAUAUAUUUACAUUCUUCCAGCCCUCAUUUCUAUCCCGUGUCUCGACGGGACAGGAAGUAACCCUAGCAGUGCCACAGAUCUCUACCAUCUGAACGUGUAGCCUCUCUCUCCCGUGCUGGCAGACGUCCGUCCAUGUGGCUGUUGCCUGAAUCCCCCCGCCCCCUCAUUGUUUGGCAGAGUUUAUGAAUCAUUUUGGCGAGCAUACUUCUCUUUGUGGGCGUUUAGUGUGGGCUGGAUGUACUUGUCAAGGCGAGGGGAAAGCUAAAGAGGUCAGAAGAGUAUGAAACAAACUGAAAUGCCGAUUGACUGCGUCCACCAUCUUGCUUCUCCACCUCACGUCUGUGCCUUCGGUGUUAUUGUUUACCGCGGCUUCAGGCGUUUCAAGCGACAGUGCCUCUAGAGGAAAAAAACAGUUUGGAGUAAGGGAACUUUUCUGCAAGGCGAGGAUAGGAUGUAAUCUAUUUAGACGUUUAGAAGCUUUAGUUUUACUGUGAAAGACCCUUAACAUUGACAUUUUACCUGUUCCUCUUUACUUUAAGUGUCCUUGAGCCAGAACCACAUCCUCUUACUCAUCCAGUCCUUCUGCACAACCUUAACAUGAAACCAAAAUGCAUGAUAAGCGAGAUUUUUGCAAACUAGAUUAAAGAUUUGAAGAUGCUGUCAAAGAAAAAUCUGGAGACCAAGAAUCCCGACAAACAACACACACAAUAUACUCAAAACCUACAAGAAAUAAGGUUCAGCGUUAUUUGUAUAGCACAUUUUAAGACACAGAGGCAAUUAAAGUGCUUCACAUUUAACACAUGAUAAUUAAGACAAACAAACACACAAGGCGGUAAUAAACAGUGCAAAGUGGUGAGCAUAUUCGGCCGUAAAGCUUGGUUUCCUGCUGUCUCCCGUGGAUGGGAGCUCAUAUUUAGAAAGCAGAUUACCCAGCAGCAGCAGCUGUUCGGGGUUUGUGUUGUUGGUGUCGGAGAGCCAAACUCCCAUCCAAAAACCCACAGGGGCUGACAGCGAUACCAGCUUUAAAUAGGAUUUGACACCAAAAGACAGAGGAGGCGACAACAAUGCAACGCAAACAAUGGAGGUUUCUUGUGUUUAUUAAUGAGAUGUAUUUGUGUAGACUUCAAAAGGUUAGUGAUUUAUGGAACAAAACCAUAGAAGGAAGAAGGAGAAGUGAACUUUUGGCAAUUGUGGAUAUAUCAGGGAUGUAAAAUCAUUCAGGCAGUUUGUGAACAAUCGUAGAUGAACCCACCUUCGCAUGAUUUCGUGGCCAUGCUUUGGAAUUUGAAAGAAAAGUAGCUUGAAAUACACAAACAUAUCAUUCAUAGAGUCAGGACUCAGCAGCAAGAAACUGACCAAAGUAUUUAAUCACACAAACAGAAAACCUCCCUCUGUCUUCAGGGCUCACCAUGUGCAGACCUUGAUCUUUGCAACAUGUUGCUACGUGUUUAAAAAGCUUUAUGGCUAAGUCUUAUCUCAGAAAUGUUUAAUCCCACAAGGGAGUGUUAGCAGAGAGGUAAUAAGAGCUGCUCCCGCCUCUCUGCUGCAGGGUGUGUGGAGUUUUACAUUUUCUUAAUAGUUUGUGUAUUACACAGUCAUGGUGACUCAGGCCAGAUAAGGCUGUCCGGCCCGCGCCUGUUGCCACGUUACCAUCAUGGCAACGAUCCCAUUGGUCGACUUCUGAGAUCCCAAACAGCCGGAGGUCAUCAGACAGCGGGCCGGAGGGUGACAUGUGAGAAAGAGCAGAGGGAGGAUGAGGGAGGGAAAUCACAAAAACAGAUUUUCACUAAAUUGUACAACUCACAACUUGAGCUUAGUUUAAAAACAUGGCAAAACGUAGGGAAAUAUUCAAGCUGUAGCACGCACGCACGCACAUGUAGCUGACUUAUCGCAGCAAGAAGGCACAAUGAACAAGGAGCAGGCAAAAUAAACGGCAACAAUAUUAUUUCAAAUGUUGAGCCAGGAAUAAAACAUCGAUGAAAGAGUUUUGGCCUUAAACCAGAUCAAGAAGUGGCAAAAGUCUACGAUUGAUGAACAGACAGUUAUAUCCAAAAAGAUAAAUAAUCCAUCCACCGCUGUCCUUGUCUUAUUGGAGGAAUACGCGGAAAAGGAAAUGCUCAUCAUUAAGUUAAAAAAGAUGUAUAAUCCAGUUAAAACAAAUACACAGUUGAAUGAUGAUUGGAGCAAUGUGAGCACCUCAUGAUGGAUUCAAGAUCGAAAAGAGACCUGAAUGUAGGGUUAAUGAACAAUCCAGAAAAAUACCGUAUAGUUAUCCGUACAUCGCCGUUCUUGUCCUAUUGUUUGAAAAGGUGGUUAGGACAUGGGGAGAGGAGGGAGGAAACAAUCAGGACCUAACCACCUUUGGUUGUUCACUAGGAUAAGGUAAAGUCAUCUUGUCGUUGAAUGAGAAGCGUCUAACUAGAUGAGUUCAGUUCAAACUGAAAACUGUUCAAUGACGAUUGGAGCGAUGAUUGGAUUCAAAGGCCUGACAACGUCUUGCUCAAGGACACUUCAGUAGAUUGUAACCCCAGCAGACGUUACAGGCGGUCUGACUGGGCUUUGGCUUAUUGACCGGACAGAGAAUCGAUAAAGCGAUGACACAUGGGAAAGGAAAUAUCUGCAGCCUCCAAACACACCCUCUGAGGCCGGUCUGAGCUGCGUUGCUAGGAGACAGAUCUGGGAUGUCUUUAUUGCAGGUUAUUGAUAUUACCAAUAACCUGCAAGGUCAGUGUUUGAAACUGAAGAUGUAGAUGUUGUCCAAAGACGUAUCCACAUUGUGUGCCACGGCAUCUAGAGAACUGAGGCAGGAACACAUUUACUUUUCAGUUAUUUAUCAAUUGAGGUUAUUUUUGCGAUUUUAUGUAGAGUUUUAAAUGGAUGCUCCAAUGAUUCAGUAUUGCACUUCUAUACGUUUGAGGUACUUGCGAUUUACAGGACAACACAAAUACAUUAUAAAAGGACAAAUAAAUAACAUGUAUGAAGCACGGAUGUCGAAACGUAUUUAAAAAGACUUGAUCCUCCACUCAUCAACGUCUUUUUGCUUCACCUUCCCUUCUUGGUAGUUGAUGGCAUCUUUUAAACCCAAACGACAAUGUAUUACGCACUUUUUUAAAUUAUUAAUCUAUAUUCUUUAAGCCCCUUGACUAGAACCACACAUAGUUAACAGAUAAGUAUCGUUAAGACCUGAAGAUACAGACUAUUGAAAAAGAUCAGUUUUACAGGAUUACUGACGACGUUUACAAAAGAUUAGGUUUUCACCAUUCUGACAAUAUUGCUACUAAACUGUUAACAAUACAAAUGAGCAUUCCCCUUUAAAGGUUAGUAGGUACGUUUCAGAAACCGGCUCGAGAUACACUUGUUGUUAUAUUCCAUGGAAUGCUCUUAACAUCCCGAUAGCAAUGAAUAUCUGAAGUGCUUUGACAACAAAUCCAUAACAAUAUUUCAUCUGUGGAAGCCGUGUUGGAUUGCCGCCCUGUCUGUCAGCCUUCCAUCUCGUGCACGCACAAAUGUAUCUCGUGCCCUCAUUGGGCGUGCCGUCAUUGGGCGUGCAUUGCAGCAGUACUUCAAUGACUCGCCAGCAACAGGCGGCCACUUUCAACACGGCAGAGUUAGGUUCAACAUCGUCUACUGGUCGCAAAAGAAAAAAUUUAACGGAGCAAAUUAAGAACAAAAAGAAAGUGGAAACUAGGAGAAGUCAAACCAGAGUCAAUAUCGGAGUUGCUUUUCAACGAUGGCGACUUCUGAUGGAACACACCGAGUUGAAAUCUGACGCCGUGGUCGCUCUUUUUCUCUUGGACAGGUAAUUAUCUGUUUUGUUUGGUUUACAAUUCCCCUGAACUAUAUAGCCAACCUACGUCAUGUGCGCGUUCAUGUGUGUUGGAGGAGGUGCUCUGGAAGGAAGUCUGAAGGAAGGGGCGGAUUCUUUUCGGCUGUGUACUUUCACAUUUUAGUGCACUCGAGACGGUUUCUGAAACUUACCUACCCCACCUUUAAAGGAAGACGUACAAAUAAUACAUUUCCACAUGUUUCCAUAUGUGGUGGACUUGUUGGACUGCAAACACAUCCUCCAUGUUUCCUUUAUUUUGACCAACUUUGUGGAAAGGUUAAGCGAUUAUUGCACACAUCUAAAAAACCUGUUGAUAUCGAAGCCGUUUCUGGACGUGUCCCCAUCUCUACCUACGCCUUGCAAACUGCAGUAAACAACCCCAUAUUGUGAAUGUCCUGCAUACAUGUUCAAUGAAGGCUCCUAAGCACUGAAUAUUAUCGGCAUAUCCCACGUGUCUUAACAUAAAAACCCUACAAAAUAAGGCGUCGUUCUGAAUAUCUAAACAGUUUGCAUGACCCGCAUCAAGUGAUAUCAGUGAGGUCAUGUUUGGUAUAUUAGUGUGCAUGUAAACGUAGUCAUUAGCAGCCUUGAAACCCCCCAUUCUGGGCCCUAUCCUCUUUUCUGCACACACUAACCAUGCACACAUGUUUGUAGCAUUGAGCACGUGUGUUUAUCCUGCACAGAUGUGUGUCUCCAGGGCUGCCCCCCCCCCCCUCCCACAAUCACCCCCCCCCAUCUGUUGUUUUGCUUGAAGAGUGGCUGCUUGUCUACGGGCUUAAAUGCCUUCACGGCUCUGGCCCCCUCCAGCGCUGUGGCUCUCCCGGAUUGAUCUUUUCCAAGAAACAUUAGAGAGGGAGGGAGGCCGGAAAUCAAGAGGAGGGUGUGGAGAAAAGAGGGUCGUUUUACUUGGAAGUCGUUCCUUUUUUUCCCCCUCUUUCUGACAAGCGUCUGGAAUGUUUUGAGCAAAAAGCACCCAAGUAUGCAGCGUUUCUACACUAAAGACCACUUUCCCCUUUAGUUUGCACUUCGCCGGCGGAAGGUUCUUGAAUAUGUUUUGAAAUAGAAAACCCACAGCAACGGAAAGCUGCUGCUGCUGCUGCUGUUAUGGUCUUGGCUAUAAUGCAUUGUUAUUCCCUUUGUGUGGGAAGGGUUUUCCAAGAACUGAGCAAUCACAUUAACUCGAGCAGCUGCAGGAUGUUUCAGCGCUGAUUGGAAAAGUACUUACUAACCACAAGCAUUGCCAAAACAAGUGCAAGACGAGCUUUUUUUCGGGCUGGAUAUGACUCAAUGUUACUUUAGGGGUCGGUUCACCCAAAUGCCAAAACACUUCCCUCUCGCUGCAGAAUCCAGGAUCGCUUAAGCUGCCCAGACUUUGGAAACAUCGUUGAGGUUUCUGUCGCCACCCCUUCAACAAUGGAGAUGAAUUGAAUGGGAUUAUUGGUGCUUACAAAGUCAAAACAAAUCUAUUUAGUGUCUUCAAAAUGUUCUCACAAAGUUAUAGUCCCUCUGAAAACUGUUGACCACAUAUUCUGUGGGUUAUCCACCGAUAGGGACAUCUUUGCAACCUUUUUAGGCUUCAUUUUGUUUAAAACCUAACUUCUGAAGUUCGCUUAUCUCAAGAAGUCGAACAAAAGAUCUGCAAAGUGCAUUUUAACAUUGCAAAAAUGUGUGAGUCUGACAACAACAUUUGACUGCGGUGGUGGAUCUCAAACAUGGCCAAAAUCAAACAACAACAUCUGCAUGUCUUGAUGCUUGAGGACAUUUGGGUGAAACACAGAAAGCCACAAUAUGUUACAUUCUUCCAUUUAGACCUAAAACAUUCCCUUUUUGUUUAUAGCUCGUUUUAAUGGGUAAAUAAAUUGGUCCAGUUUAUCCUGUAAAGUUGCAUGGAAAAUGUAUUCGCCAUCACGACAUUGAAGCAGACUCACAUGACGCAGCAGUUAGAGGCAGUGUUGCGUACGAAAUCGUGAAAACCAUAUGUAAUGAUGACGGGGGAACUCUUGCAAACAUGUCAGGCUUUUUCUGUCGAGAUAGGAGUGUGUUUGUCGGUCAGGACCCAACAGAUUGUUGGCUUCAGGUCAGGUCUACGAGUCCAUAUGGUUGUGACACUGCAGAAAUAAAUAGACAGAGCGGCGCUGCAGAGACAGAUGGACGCUGAGUUGGAAGAAAAGUCGUCCGUGCAAAGCAACGAGUAGUGAGUUGAUUAGGCUCUUUGGUUUAAAAAGUAAUAUAAACUUCAGUCGUUUGGAUUCUGAAGUGAGGACAUUUUAGAUUGACACUGUUUUUUCUUUCAGUCGUGGUGCAUUUGCCCCCAGAAGUGUUGCUGGGUUCAGUUCAUGUAUAUCAAGUUGUUUUGAAGACCUACUAAAUACGUGUAAAUGUUGACUGAACAGGAAACCAUCAGGGAGAGAUUUUGAGGUACUAUUUGUUAAGAGUUUAGAGCUUUAACAUUGUGGAAGUUGCUGCCACUUGACACAACCAACCAUAUAUCCAUUCAAGUGAUUCAAUGUCAAGGAAUUGUUAAGAAAACCUUUAAAAUGUCGCCUAAAUGUUGGUCUAUUUGGAACUUUUUCCACCAAUGCGUUUUCUCUGUUUUUCGCCGCAGGUAUAGCCACUUUGAGCGUGACAACCAAAGCAAACGGUAUCUAAUGCUGCUGUUUCCACACAGCCUUUCUGGUGCAAAACGUAGAAAUGAUCUUGACAACACGUGAAUGAAAACCCGUUGAGUUGCAGAGAAGCUGCCGUUGGUAUCAAUAUUGUCAGAAACGGAGCGAAUAAGCGCCUUUUCCAGAAAACCUUCCCUUUGACACUCAACAGCUGCUUCAUCAGGACUGUGUGGUUGUGGUUUCAUCAGAUUUGACUGACAGCGUUGCAAACUCCCACCAACUGUUAUCAGAGGAUCGUUUUCCCAUUUAAAACCAGUGGGAGCGAACACAGAAAAAGAUGUGAAAUAACUUUGGCAGAAAAUAGUGCAUCAUUCAUGGAAGACGUUGAUCGCGAACACAUGUCUUCAAGGACUUACAGAGUACUUUGCGGCAAAGGUUUGGGGAAGGUCUCUUCCUGUUUCAGCCUGACGAUGCCCCUGUGGCUAAAGAAAGACCCAGAGAGAAAGAGUUUGAAGUGUGUAAGCUUGAGACUGGCCUGCAGACACAUGGAGAGAAAAUGAGUGAACGUUAGACUCAAUCUCUCACAUAAAGCCGUUCCAAAAGCGUAGCUUGAAUGGAGGCUUUAUUUCAGGCGUCCACAAACGAUUCCUUGUACUGUUUAUUCCUUAUGUUGUGUGGAACAAAUAUUCUUUAUUUCAGUAAAAGUACUAAUACUACACUGUAGAAAUACUCAAUUUCCAGUAAAAGUAUUGCAACAAAAGUAUUGAAGUACGACUUAAAGUAUUAAGAGUAAAACAACUCAAUAAAUGAUAAAACAUUUUUAAAUUAUUUCAGAUCUUCUUAUUUAAGAAGCCAAUUCAUUUUCUGUCAACCCACGUAUGGUAUAGUUACUUAAACACAAUGUGGAUGGUUUAAUCCAUGACUAAUCAUCACAUUUAAAAAAUAAAAUCUUAAGUAUUGUGUGCAAAAAUCUGAUUUUGAUGAGUAACUAGUAAAUACAUCUGUAAAAAGUGGCCUUCAAAAUGUACUAGACAGUAGUAUAAGAUGGAAAUAAUUGGGCAAGGUUCCUCAAAUGUGUACUUAAGAACUUGAGUAAAUGCACUUAGUUAUCCCCCCCCUGUGUGUGUGGUCCGCUGUGUAACCCUACCUGCAGUCCUGAGAAACAUGGCGUCAAUUAGAGGGUCGACCUUAACCUGAGAGAGAGGGAGGAGAGAGAGAAGAGAGAGAGAGAGAGAGAGGAGUAUAGAGAGAAGAG
This is a messenger RNA of Gymnodraco acuticeps, 12404 nucleotides long. It is a transcript of the gene mgat3b, whose product is annotated as beta-1,4-mannosyl-glycoprotein 4-beta-N-acetylglucosaminyltransferase b. Gene Ontology annotation, cellular component: membrane. Gene Ontology annotation, biological process: protein N-linked glycosylation; N-acetylglucosamine metabolic process. The record is from RefSeq and is a predicted model, not a curated record. Lineage: Eukaryota; Metazoa; Chordata; Actinopteri; Perciformes; Bathydraconidae. Gene Ontology annotation, molecular function: beta-1,4-mannosylglycoprotein 4-beta-N-acetylglucosaminyltransferase activity.